Messenger RNA from Galendromus occidentalis (western predatory mite), 1936 nucleotides. Its product is annotated as coagulation factor XII. Gene Ontology annotation, molecular function: serine-type endopeptidase activity. Gene Ontology annotation, biological process: proteolysis. The transcript has 8 exons. Bases 152 to 1864 code for a protein of 570 amino acids. Lineage: Eukaryota; Metazoa; Arthropoda; Arachnida; Mesostigmata; Phytoseiidae. The record is from RefSeq and is a predicted model, not a curated record.
CUCGGGUCAGUUCUCAGAGCGGUCAGUUUCCUCUCGACCGUGGCGGCCACCGGUGUUUCUGUGAUCGCCGUCUUCCGAUCUGAAAAGUCCCAAUCCUCGGAAGGGUCUCUUUCCGAAAGGGCAGAGCGUACUCAGACUGCCUUCAAUCGAAAUGGAAAAGUGCAUCGUGAUCUUUGCGGUCCUUGUGUCUGCGCUCUGUGACGAUGGAGGAUUGACGGGGACGUCGAAAACAACGAUGCGAAGUGCCACAAGCGGAGCACCUCUCAAUUUCACAUCGAUCGCCUUGAAUUUCACUUUGGACGCGAACUCAACAGGGCCCGAAGAGAUCGAAAGCCGCUCGCUGACGCCCGUGAGAUCCAGCGCGUCGCAGGGCUGCCGCUCCUACCAGGGCGGCGUCGGUCGAUGCGUUCCCUACUCGGAGUGCAGCGCCUCGUUCGAGAACGAGUUCAUUGCGCGGAGCAGUCUCUGUGGUUUUUCGAAUCGCCGCCCCCUCGUAUGCUGUCCGCACGAUACCUACGGCUUCGGCAACUCUCUUUUCCAACCGUUUCUACCGGGUUUCCAACAGAAUUUCUUCCAACAAAACCCGUUCGCCAACUCAUUCUUCUACAAUCCUGUGCGCAGUUUCUAUCAGCAGCCAGCGUAUAGCAAUGCCGGCUUCGGUUUCCAACAACCGUCCCCGUUCGGUUUCAACAACAACGGCUUCGGGGGGGGAGGCGGAUUCAAUAACUACGGUAAUGAUGCUUAUGCGUUCAGGCCGGGCUUCCGCAAACCCGCGUACAGUCCCGCAUUCCUGGGUCUUCCCGAGUACCUCUCGGCCCACAUCCCCUCCAAUAACAACCGGUUCCAAAAUGGAUACGCAGGUGGACACCCUCCAUCGGAAUAUGUGCAGCCCCGACCCACGAGCCCACCAACCUAUGUGGGUCAACUUCCGGUCCAAAAUACCAAUCAAUUCGGCUUGCCGAACUUGCGUCCUCCAUCCCGGAAUGAAGGCGCUGGAAGCAACUUCAACGGCGGUGGCGGUAGCGGCCUUAAUUUGAAUAGGCCAAGCGGAAGCGAUCGUCUCCUGAAUUCCCGAUAUUGUGGACUGACAAAUUCAACCUCAAAAAGGAUCGUCGGCGGCAGGGAGGCCGCUGUAGGAGCCUGGCCGUGGCUGGCGCUCCUCUUUGUUGAUGUCUCCGGCAAUGGAUACAAAGCUCCUCUGUGUGGAGGUGCUCUGAUAAGCCCGAGACAUGUUCUCACAGCGGCACAUUGUGUUAACCUCAUGGGAAAAGUACUACCAGCGAAUCGAUUCACCGUGCGUCUCGGUGAGCACGACUACUUGGCUACCGACGAUGGAGCGAACCCCGUCGACAUAGACGUCAACCGAGUGAACAGCCACCCGAACUUCAAUAACCGUACCUACUUCAACGACAUCGCCAUUUUGAGUUUACGGCGAGCCGUGUCAUACGGUCAGGGAGUGGCUCCGAUAUGCGUUCCGGACACCGCUGGGGACGACAGCGAAUACAAGGGACGAAGCGCAAAUGUCGCUGGCUGGGGAGAGUUGUAUUACGCUGGACCAGCAAGCUCGGUUCUCCAAGAAACCACUCUGCCUCUUCAGUCCUUGGACACCUGUAAGGAGGCUUUCAAGAGGACAGUGAUCCGUUUCAACGACAACUAUCUUUGCGCCGGGAGUCUGCAAGGCGACCGAGACACGUGCAGGGGUGAUUCAGGGGGACCGCUGAUGCUUCUAAACGAGAAAGGACGCUACACAGUCAUCGGGGUCACGUCCUUCGGUCGUCGUUGUGCUGAAAAAGGCUAUCCAGGAUCGUAUACCCGAGUUGCCAAGUACUCUGAUUGGAUCCAAACAGUGCUCAACUCUUCUUAGAUCUGUGUAAAAUCUUCUGUGAAGAAGAAAAACUCAUCUGUGAUUGAAGUAUACUCGAACAACGUAAUAUAU